AAACCUCUUUAAGUUUACUCUUCUUCUCGUUGUUGUCUCCCUCUUUCUAAUGCUCUCUUGCAGGGGAUGAAAGCAACAAUCAGAUCUCGAACUGUUGGUGAAGUUGCUGAAUUUAGAUAUGGCGAGAGCAGGAGGAAUCACAAACGCAGUUAACGUUGGCAUCGCAGUACAAGCAGAUUGGGAGAAUCGAGAGUUCAUCUCUCACAUCUCCCUCAAUGUUCGUCGUCUCUUUGAAUUCCUCAUUCAAUUCGAAGCUACAACAAAGAGCAAAUUAGCAUCUUUAAAUGAAAAACUUGACACGUUGGAGCAUCGUCUGGAGCUGCUUGAAGUCCAAGUCGGUACCGCAUCAGCCAAUCCCUCUCUCUUCACCUGAUCUUUUUCCAGAUGAUGUUAGUAUAUGAACCUUUGAAAACCCUCUUGGAUUGCAUGGUAAUAUCUUAUUGUUUCUGGUACCCAGUUUAAAGGUAAUCAGUCCUUUUUCUGUUUCACAUUUGUCUCAAUUUGUUUUGGGAUGUAUUGUAGCUGAUUAGAUCUUGUACUAGACUUGGAACAAGUGAUAUUUGAUAUUUUGUAUCUUCAAUACCAUUAAUGACAUUUCACACACCAAGUUGAUGGA
Telopea speciosissima is the source of this 616-nucleotide messenger RNA. Its product is annotated as protein BRICK 1. The record is from RefSeq and is a predicted model, not a curated record. Gene Ontology annotation, molecular function: protein-containing complex binding. NCBI's taxonomy places the organism in Eukaryota, Viridiplantae, Streptophyta, Magnoliopsida, Proteales, Proteaceae. The coding region runs from base 119 to 373 and encodes 84 amino acids. Gene Ontology annotation, cellular component: SCAR complex. The transcript is spliced from 3 exons. Gene Ontology annotation, biological process: regulation of actin polymerization or depolymerization; actin filament organization; cell motility.